AUGGACGCAUCACUGCUUUCCUCCACAAGUAUGCGGAUUAUUACUCUUGUAUUGAGGAUCGUGACCGCCGUCACACUGCUUGCGUCCCUCGGGCUCCUCCUCAUCAUAUCUCAUCCAGUAAAAGAUCUCAACGAACGCGGAGAGGUUAAGGAAACUUGGAUCAUGCGCUUUUAUCACAGAGUUCCAUUCCGAUAUACGGCUGCAACGAUUAUUAUUGGAGCUGCAUAUUCAAUCUUCCAGAUCGUAUGUGCAAUUAUCCGCUUAGCCAAAAGAAAUGAAGGGAAUGUCAUGUUGGAUUUCUUCGGUGAGGAGGUUUUGUCGAAAUUAUUAGUUUCAGGAGCUGUUGCAGGGUUUCUUGGGUCGUCAGAGCUGGUGAAAGCUUGGGAAGAGUAUGGCGUGAAUAGAGAAGACAUAAACUCGUUUACGAACAAGACAUAUGCAGCAAAUGGACUUGUCCUCCUUAGUUUCGUCUUCAGUUUUGUAUUAUCGGUUCUCUCUUCAUAUGCACUCGCCAGGAAUAUAUCACUUUCAGAGACAUAA
Prunus persica (peach) is the source of this 540-nucleotide messenger RNA. Its product is annotated as CASP-like protein 4D1. The coding region runs from base 1 to 540 and encodes 179 amino acids. NCBI's taxonomy places the organism in Eukaryota, Viridiplantae, Streptophyta, Magnoliopsida, Rosales, Rosaceae. The record is from RefSeq and is a predicted model, not a curated record. The transcript is spliced from 3 exons.